UUGCUCAUCGCGACGAGGGCGGGGAGCGGCGGGGCCGGCCGGUGACUUCAUCGCGGCUUCCUGGCCCGCGGCUGGGCGGGCGGGCAUAAAAGCAGCCCUCGGCAGGCAGCCCCAGCCACAAAAGCCGCAGCGCCGAGCAAGAGUCGCUCCCGCCAGACAGAGAGAGAAACCAAGCAGGAUGCCUCUGCCGUCGAGAACGAUCCCCGGAGCCUCCCGGAGCCUGGUCUGGGCUGUCACCCUGGCGGGGCUGCUGGCCCUGUCCUGGGCGUCCCCGGCGCCCCUCGCCCGGCCGGGUGUCUCCCGCGUGGCCAGCCUCUCCACCGACUUCGGCGUGCGCGUCUUCCGCGAGGUGGCCGCCGCCUCCGGCGAGCGCAACGUGGCCUUCUCUCCCUACGGCGUCGCCUCCGUCCUGGCCAUGCUGCAGAUGGCCGCCGCCGGCGAGACGCGGAGACAGAUCCAGGACAGCAUGGCUUUCAGCCUCGACGAGUGGGGCACCCCCAGAGCCCUGCGUUGGUUGCAGAAGGCGCUGACGGACCCCAGGAACAAAGACGUAGUGGACACGGCCGACGCCCUCUUUGUGCAGAGGGACCUGGAGCUCAGCCCGGGGUUCAUGCCCCACUUCCACCGGGUCUUCCGCCAGACGGUCAAGCAGGUGAACUUCACGGAGAGCGAGGAAGCACGCAGGAUCAUCAACAGCUGGGUGCAGGACCGCACGAAAGGGAUGAUCCAGGACUUCCUGCCCGAGGGGACCCUGGACCACAUGACCCGCCUGGUCCUGGUGAACGCCAUCCACUUCAAGGGCCUCUGGAACCUGCCCUUCCCAGAGGCGGCCACCAGGGAGCGCCUCUUCCACAAGCUGGACGGGAGCACCCUCUCCGUCCCCAUGAUGGAGCAGACGGCAAAGUGCAACUACGGUGAAUUCUCCAGCCCUGCAGGAGUGGAGUACGAUGUCAUCGAGCUGCCCUACCAGGGGGAGACCCUCAGCAUGCUCAUUGCCGCCCCCUUUGAGCUGGACACCCCGCUCUCUGCCCUGACCAACAUCAUCGACUCCCAGCUGGUGGCCGAAUGGAAGAGGAACAUGACAGAAGUGACAAGGCUCCUGGUCCUACCCAAAUUCUCCUUGGAGAGCGAAGCGGACCUCCGGGGGCCCCUGGAGACCCUGGGAAUGAAGGACAUGUUCGACGCAAGAAAAGCCAACUUCAGCAGCCUGUCAGACCAAGAAUCCCUCUUCGUGGCUCAGGCCCUGCAGAAGGUGAAGAUCGACGUGAAUGAGAGCGGGACGGAGGCCUCCUCUGCCACAGCUGUCAUCAUCUACGCCCGGAUGGCCCCCCUGGAGAUUGUGAUGGACAGGCCCUUCCUCUUCCUUGUGCGACACAACCCAACCGGCACCAUUCCUGUUCAUGGGGCAGGUGAUGGAGCCCUGAGUGACCGCACCUCAUUCAGCCAGAAUCUCUCAGGAGCCGGAAGAAGUUUUUCCUCCCUUUCUGUUCCCCUCCCUCUACAUUCCCCCAAACCCCAAAGAGAGACCUGCCGCCAGCCGUGACCUCCCUCCGCCCUGCUGCUGAGUGGUAGCACCAGGCGCAGCGCCCUCUCACCCCCCCCCAGGGAAGAAGCCUCAGUUGGUCUUUCGGCUGGGAAGAGGCUGCCAGCUCCGCUGCCCCCUGGGAGACCCGCUCUUCGGAAAGACGAGGCUCCCACCACGAUGUCCGCACAGCCGCUUCUGCCUCCACCAGAGUCUUCAUUGCUGGGGGGCCAGGGAGCGACUGAGCACCCUUGCUCACCCUCGGAUGGGGUGGGCCUGUGGCCAUGCCAAGAAAUCCCCGAUGAUGUGUGCCCCCUACCUCACACUGGACUGGAACCCUGCCCAGUCAGGGCUAGUGGCUUCAUUUGAUGUUUACGCCGGAGUAGAGCAGGGAUCUCUGCCUUCUCUCUUUAUUAUUAUUAUUAUUAAGUAUGUAUGUAUGUAUGUGUUUGGAGUGGGGGGGAUGAGGGUUGUGUGUCCCCCCCCAUCGGAUGUGGAUGGGUGGGGGCUGCAGAUUAGCACUUUGAAUACGUCCAUUUUCCUUCUGCACUGCUGAGAUGGACAUUUGUUAUGAAGUAUGUUUUGACAGAGAGGCUUAAUAUAUGUUUGGCUUACUGUUUGAAUUUAAUGAAAUACGUUGUUGGGGUGAUGAUGAUGGUGGUGGAGAUGUGGGCAACCUUCCCCUCCUCCUCCUCUUGUGCCCCCCUGAGGAAGGGCAGCAUCUCUCCCGUGGGGCAAACCGCUCAUUGCCGUUCCUUCUUGCUCUGGAAAGGGCUAAGAAAACUGCACGCAUCUCCAAGCGCUCCCGAAAGUAAUCUCCAACUUUCUUUCCAACCCAAACACGCCUGGCCUUAACACGGCCCAGUCUUCCUUACAGGGAGACCUUUGAGAUGCUACGGAUUCUGCAAUCUCUGGCACACAGAAGGAGCCCUUUUGCCCAGACCCCCAAGAGCCAUGGGGUCUUCACCAAGCAAAAAACCAGAGGCCUCUCUUUCGGAAACCCUGCCAAGUUUCGAGGCAAGCUUGCCGCGACCCACACGGGCCCAGAAGCUGCUGCGAAUGGCGCUCUGCCAGCAGCGUUUGCCAGCCUGAGGGUCGUCCCCCCCCCUCCAUUUCUGCUUAAUGGCUCUCUGGCCCGAGUUCCCCCCGUCCUUGUGAUUUCCCAGGACGGCUUCCAGUUAAUUGUAAAAAUGGCAGUGGGAUUGCUGAGCCCAGCAGACGCGAUGUUUUGCCCAGAGGCCUUGGCUGCCCUCCAAGUGGAUUAUCCCCUCCGGAUCCGCUGAGCCGGGCGGCUGCCGGGGACCCCCCAGCGAGGGCCCUUGAAGGCUGAGCUUGGUACAAAUUGGGGAGGAAGUGGAGGGCACCCCCCACAUAGGUGGGGAAGGACGUCCCAAAGGAAAGGUGGUUUUGUGCAGCGUUGGCGCUGAAAGAGAGCAAACUGGAAGCGUUUGGGGAGCAAGUCAAUUCUGAGCGCCCCCCUCCUCAAGAGGUAAAAGUGCCAGCAUUUAGCUAUUUAAUUGGGGCCUGGGAGUCACCUUGAGAUUCAGGUGCCUGAUGAUUUUAGCUGACUCAGGAGCACCCGUCUCUUGUGAGAGGGCGUCUGUUUUCCCCUCCAUUGACCAAUUGCCCCACGGCUAGUCUCUGCCUUGCACUUAGGGGUCACACCUGCCCCCUGCCCCCUUGCGCUGCCUCAAAAACCAGUAUUUAUACAGAGAGAUCUAAAUUCUAAUCCUAGAGGAGGUUAUUUUUUCACUUUUCUGUACAGAAAUCUGAUUUAUAUUUGUAUGUAUAUAACUAUUUCUAUACGUGCGUUUGCGGGGAGAGUAUUUUGCAUUCUACUUUUGAUAGGAAAUAAAAACACUACGACCAUC
Messenger RNA from Podarcis muralis (Common wall lizard), 3393 nucleotides. It is a transcript of the gene SERPINE1, whose product is annotated as serpin family E member 1. Lineage: Eukaryota; Metazoa; Chordata; Lepidosauria; Squamata; Lacertidae. Gene Ontology annotation, molecular function: serine-type endopeptidase inhibitor activity. The record is from RefSeq and is a predicted model, not a curated record. Gene Ontology annotation, biological process: negative regulation of vascular wound healing; negative regulation of plasminogen activation; negative regulation of endopeptidase activity.